This is a messenger RNA of Mytilus californianus (California mussel), 798 nucleotides long. RefSeq names its product exosome complex component RRP41-like. Gene Ontology annotation, cellular component: nuclear exosome (RNase complex); cytoplasmic exosome (RNase complex); nucleolus. NCBI's taxonomy places the organism in Eukaryota, Metazoa, Mollusca, Bivalvia, Mytilida, Mytilidae. Gene Ontology annotation, biological process: rRNA catabolic process; poly(A)-dependent snoRNA 3'-end processing; nuclear mRNA surveillance. The coding region runs from base 35 to 778 and encodes 247 amino acids. The transcript is spliced from 2 exons. The record is from RefSeq and is a predicted model, not a curated record.
UUUCCAUGCCGGAAGCACAUGUAAAUUUGGGAACAUGGCAGGAUUGAAUCUCUUGUCAGAUCAAGGCUUUAGAAUAGAUGGCAGAAAACCAAAUGAAUUAAGACGAAUCCAGUGCAAAUUAGGUGUAUUCAAGCAAGCAGAUGGAUCAGCAUACAUUGAACAAGGAAAUACAAAAGUACUUGCCACAGUCUAUGGUCCACAUGAAAUCAGAGGGAGCAGAGCAAAGCUAUUACUUGACAGAGUAUUGGUAAAUUGUCAAUACAGCAUGGCUACCUUUAGUACUGGGGAGAGGAAGCGUCGACCAAGAGGUGACAGAAAAUCACAAGAAAUGACAAUGCAUUUAAAACAAACAUUUGAUGCAGCAAUCAUGACAAAUUUAUAUCCACGAUCACAGAUUGACAUUUUUGUUGAAGUGCUCCAAUCUGAUGGUGGAAAUUAUUGUGCUAGUGUAAAUGCUGCUACUCUUGCUCUUAUCGAUGCUGGUAUUCCAAUGAAAGACUUUGUUUGUGCUUGUUCAGCAAGUUUUGUGAAUGAUAAUCCUAUUGCUGAUAUAAACUAUCUUGAAGAAUCAUCUGGUGGACCAGAAUUAAUUGUUGCAACACUACCAAAAUCUGACCAGAUAGUUUUUCUUGAACAGAAUUCUAGGCUUCAUGAGGACAAUCUAAGUAAGGUGAUUGACUUAGCAGUGAAAAGUUGUAAAGAUGUUUACACUGUCCUAGAUAGAACAGUUAGGGAUCAUGUCAGUGAAGUGUCAAAUUCACAUGGAUGGGAUCAUUAAAAAAAAUGUCUCCUGUACUA